AUGACACCUCGAACAUCCAUCGCAAGCCUCGCGUGGUUGAGCGGCAUCCUCCUCCUCCUCUUAACACUAGACUUCACCAACAUCGUCUACAAUGGCCAGCGCCUCAUCUAUGCCUCAACAACAGACACAUCUGGAAACUACAGCUCAAUGAGCUUCUCCUCCUUCACCAACUGGUCCGACAUGGCCUUAGCAAGCCAAAACCCUAUGCACUCAGGGAAUGUCGCCCCAAUACUCUUCUACUUCCGGCCCAAAAACAUCUGGAUCCUAGCCUACUAA
Messenger RNA from Aspergillus fischeri NRRL 181, 276 nucleotides. RefSeq lists its product as uncharacterized. The transcript has 2 exons. The record is from RefSeq and is a predicted model, not a curated record. NCBI's taxonomy places the organism in Eukaryota, Fungi, Ascomycota, Eurotiomycetes, Eurotiales, Aspergillaceae. The coding region runs from base 1 to 276 and encodes 91 amino acids. Gene Ontology annotation, biological process: L-arabinose metabolic process. Gene Ontology annotation, molecular function: alpha-L-arabinofuranosidase activity.